GAAGCAGGCAGGCCAACUUGCAGAGAGCAGCUCAGCCUCGACCGCGGCUGCUUCCUCCAGAGCAUCGCGCUCCAUGUGCGCCGCUGAGACCGCUGGAUGUUUCUGACGCGCCUCGCCAGGAGUCACCAUGUCCAACCCGACCCACGACCCGUUCUACUCCUCCCCGUUCGGACCCUUCUACAGGAGACACUCGCCAUACAUGGUCCAGCCCGAGUACCGGAUCUACGAGAUGAACAAGCGGCUGCAGGCGCGCACAGAGGAAAGUGACAGUUUGUGGUGGGACGCUUUUGCCACAGAGUUCUUCGAGGAGGACGCCACCCUCACACUCUCCUUCUGCCUUGAAGAUGGACCAAAGAGAUACACCAUCGGCCGGACACUGAUCCCCCGUUACUUCAGCACGGUGUUUGAAGGAGGCGUCACGGAGCUCAGCUACAUCCUCAAGCACUCCAAGGAGUCCUUCCACAACUCCUGCAUCACACUGGACUGUGAUCAGUGCACCAUGGUCACGCAGCACGGGAAGCCCAUGUUUACCAAGGUUUGUACGGAGGGUCGUUUGAUACUGGAGUUUGCCUUCGAUGACCUGAUGAGGAUUAAGACGUGGCACUUUACUAUCCGGCAGUACCGGGAACUCAUCCCUCGCAGCAUCCUGGCCAUGCACGCACAAGACCCUCAGGUGCUGGAACAACUGUCCAAAAACAUCACUCGCAUGGGCUUGACCAACUUCACCCUCAACUACCUCAGGCUGUGUGUCAUCCUGGAGCCCAUGCAGGAGCUCAUGUCAAGACACAAGACCUACAACCUCAGCCCCCGGGACUGUCUCAAGACAUGUCUGUUCCAAAAAUGGCAGAGAAUGGUAGCUCCACCAGCUGGACAUCCACAGAACUUCAAAACAGAAAUUUUCCCCACAAAUCACAAAAAAGGUCGCGCCAAAGCUGAGCCUGCCCGACAGACAACGACGAAGAGGAGGAAACGGAAGAACUCAGCCAGCAGCGCCAACAGCAGCGUGGGAACCGCUGCCGGCAAGAAGCGCAGUCCCGCCACCAACUUCAGCCUCUCCAGUCAGGUACCUGACGUGAUGGUGGUGGGUGAGCCCACACUAAUGGGUGGGGAGUUUGGGGAUGAAGAUGAGCGCCUGAUCACUCGCUUGGAGAACACGCAGUAUGAUGCCACCAACGGUUUGGAUGAUGAGGACGACUUUACCAGUUCGCCUGCUCUGGGAAACAACACCCCCUGGAACAGCAAACCCCCCGCUGCCCAGGACAGCAAGCCUGAGAACACAGCACCACAGCCCUCGCAGUAAAACCGCAGAAGAGAAAGAACAGAUCCUUGGCUCCAUGUGGACUGGGCUUUUAACCCCCCCUUCCCCAAAGGGCAGUUCUUCUAUACUUUUCAACAUCUUUGUGAAUCAGAACCCCUGUCUCCAAGCUCACGGCUGGCUCGCCCAGCCUGGCUCUGUUUAUUGGAACAACCAGGAGAACCCUGAGAACUGUCUGCACUGUUCAGCAAUACCCACAGACAAGUUAUGCAUACAAGCUGUAUGCAACUGUAAUUUAAAAAUAGCAAAGCAAACCGAGGCUUACUUGAAGAAUGCACUGAGAACCGGCAGAUCAAAUUCUCCGCCCUGGACCCACAGAUAUGAACCUAUCGUCUGGUGGAAUACCACAGCUGUGAUUGCUUGACCUGCAGGUCAGAAGUCAUCAUGCUGACAGUAGACAGUGGGAAGGAAAGAAGAAGAGUAAAAACAACAAACAAAAUGUCUCAGACAUUGAAAAUUUGUGAAGGGAAUGUGGUUUUAACAGCCAGCAGAGCCCAUGGAAGCAUCUCACCACAAUGGGGACAAAUGAAACAUUGUUUGGGGCGAUUGCAUUUUUAUUGGAAAUUGAGUCGGCUGUUGGUUUGCUUCUGUUGUUGCUUUUUAUUUUCAUUUCCAAUUAAGAGGAAAUAAACGUGCUCUGCCAAAAUGGACUUUUUUCAAAUGAGAGGAAAUCGCAGUUGGAUUGUUUUUCCACAUUACAGCAGUCGUCACAGAUUGUGAUUUCAUGCAAACCAGUUUGAUUGUGUUCGUAGUCUUUUGGUAUUUUGCUUCUCUCUGAAUCUUUUGCAGUCACAUUGUAAUUUGCGUGAACAUUGUCAACAUGCUUUGACGCAUUAAUGUUGUUGAUUUCUUUAUACGUUUCUUAAAAUUGGACUUCGUUUCCCUUUAACGACCUAUUCCCAAACUGACAAUAAAACCUUUUCCUGCAUGAUUUUAUAGGACUUUUAUUUUGUUUGAUAUCUGUGCUUUUAAAACACAUCCAUUGAUUUGACCUUUUGGGUUGAUCAGUUUGGGAACACUGUAACAAGGUUUGUAGCUCUGUAUAUAAGGAUGGAAUCUAUUUUGUCCACUGUAAAUCAGCCACUGAAAGCAGUCUGAAUUUGGCAGCUGUAGUGUUUUAGUCCCAGAGGUGAACGUUUCUGUGGGGUGGCAAAGGCAAAUGCUGGUUCACCUCUUUUAGAAAAAAAAGUCAAAUGUUACCAGGUCUCUUUAGUGACUACAGAACCAAAGCAAGACUUGACAAGAGCAAACACACAGAUGAGUUUUCAGCAACAACGUCAAUAAAGCAGUUGUACUUUUCUAAGCUGAAAUGAAAUGCAAUCCACCCCACAGAAACACGUUGAGAUUCCUGUGUUUGUGCUCACAAGUGUUCUUUAACUGAAUUGAUUCUCAAGUAUGCCACUGACUUGCUUUGUUAGAUUUUUGUUGAAAAUGAGCAGGAACACAAUGGCAGAGGUCUUUCUAAUUGAAUCUAAUGGGUAUUUAUUUGUGCAUUUGUAAGGAUGCUAACACAUUUCUAAAUAUGUUUCAACCUACUGUUAAUAGACAUCAUUUGUACAUUAUAUAGCAAAAGUGUUCAGUGUCAUAUCUGAUGUCUGGUAUGUAUGCUUUAUCAUUAUGUGUGCCAAUAAACCGUGCUUACAAAGACUGAA
This is a messenger RNA of Oryzias melastigma (Indian medaka), 2967 nucleotides long. RefSeq names its product LIM domain binding 2a (gene ldb2a). The transcript is spliced from 9 exons. Gene Ontology annotation, biological process: positive regulation of transcription by RNA polymerase II; negative regulation of transcription by RNA polymerase II; nervous system development. NCBI's taxonomy places the organism in Eukaryota, Metazoa, Chordata, Actinopteri, Beloniformes, Adrianichthyidae. Gene Ontology annotation, molecular function: LIM domain binding. Gene Ontology annotation, cellular component: nucleus; transcription regulator complex. Bases 128 to 1300 code for a protein of 390 amino acids. The record is from RefSeq and is a predicted model, not a curated record.